AGCGAUAAGUGGAACUCUAGGGUUUGGCCAUGGCAGGCGCCCAAGGCGUGGCGCCUCGGCCUCCAGAUGCGCUGCAGCGCCUUCUAUCCGAGCUACGUUUCAAGACAGCGUCGAUCAAGGAUGGAGCUGCCGCUGCAGCCCUGCGCAAGCACGUUCAGGAGGAGGCGCGCGACCUCUCUGCCGAGGGCCUGACGAAAUUCCUAGAUAUUCUGUACGAUCGCAUCAACUGCUUGAUCGAGAGCGCCGAUGUAAGUGACAAUCUGGGCGCAUUGCGAGCAAUCGACGUGCUCAUCGAUGUGGAGCUCGGGGAGAGCGCAACCAAGACGAUGAAGUUUGCGAAUUGCGUUAAGCGAGUGCUCGAAGAGAAGCAAGAUCCCGACGUUCUCGUGCGUGCUAGUGAAGUUCUUGGACAUAUUGUGAGCACGGGUCCUCAAACAGCUGACAUUGUUGAGUCUCAGGUGUCAUGCGCAUUGAAAUGGCUGAGAGGAGAAUCUCGACGCUUUGCGGCAGUUCUAAUUCUAAAGGAGAUGGCAGAUCAAGCGCCGACUGUGUUUAAUGUUCAUGUUCCUGAAUUUGUCGACGCUAUUUGGAUUGCCUUGCGUGAUCCUAGGCAAGCUAUUCGUGAACAUGCUGUAGAAGCUCUUCGGGCAUGUCUGACGGUGAUAGUAACACGGGAAACAAGAUGGAGAGUGCGAUGGUACUAUCGAAUGUUUGAGGCUACGCAAGAUGGCCUAGGGAAAAAUGCUACUGUCGAAAGUAUCCACGGGUCGCUGCUUGCUGUUGGAGAGCUUUUAAGGAACACGGGAGAAUUCAUGAUGUCUCGCUACAAGGAGGUGUUAGACAUUGCGUUCAAGUUUCGAGAUCACAGGGACCGUUUAGUGCGCAGGAGCAUCACAUCAUUGCUGCCACGCAUUGCGCAUUUUCUACGGGAUAGAUUUGUGACUUCCUACUUCACUACGUCCAUGGAUCAUCUUUUAGCUGUUAUGCGCAAUCCAAGCGAACGUUCUACUGGGUUUGCUGCACUCGGAGAGAUGGCAGGUGCUGUUGGAUGCGCUCUUGGCGAAUAUCUGCCGGCGAUUAUGAAUUUUAUACGUGAUGCACUACAACCACGUCGCGGAAAACCAUCCAUGGAAGCUAUUGCAUGCGUUGGGAACCUGACUGAAGCCCUUGGCCCGCUUAUGGAAGAGCACGUUCGCAGUACGCUGGAUAUUAUGUUCGAUACCGGCCUUACUCCAACGCUGGAGAAGGCCUUAAAUCAGAUAGUGACAAGCUUGCCGUCCUUUUUACCUCCAAUUCAGGAGCGCUUACUGGAUUUCAUUUCCUUGGUUUUGUGCAAAGCGCCAUAUUUUUCGCAAAGAAAAAGUCUUCUUGUUCGACUGCCACAGAAGGCGGUGGGGCUUCCUUCUUCAGAAAUUCAAGGGCCCGCACUGGUGCAGCUCGCGCUUAAAAUUUUGACCAAUUUUAAUUUCAAGGGGCAUGAUUUACUUGAGUUCGCGCGAGAAGCAGUUGUUAUGCACCUCGAAGAUGAUGAUGCUGGUGUCCGACGUCACGCUGCUAGAUGCUGCUGUCGGCUUGUUGAGCAUUCGUAUCAAACUGCUAUAACUGGCAGAUCAGCUUCCAGACUCACUUCUGGUCGUCCUUUAACUUUUCGAAAGCAUCGGAUUCUCAUCGAAGAGAUUCUGGAAAAACUUCUAGUUGCUGCUGUUUCUGAUACGGAUGCUUCCGUCAGAGAAGAUGUUUUUGUUUCGCUUGGAACGAACGGGAGCUUCUACGAUUUUCUUGCUCAGGCUGACUGUUUGAAAGCAAUUUUUAUUGCGUUCAACGACCAGUCGUUUGAAGUCAGAAAACUAUCCAUUGUAAUGGCGGGGAAGCUGUCAGACAAAAAUGCUGCAUAUGUAUGUCCGGCUUUGAGACGUCACCUGCAACAGCUCUUGACAGACAUGGAGCACAGCGCGGAUAGCAAAAGCAAGGAGGAAAGUGCUAUUCUGUUGGGAUCGCUGAUAAGAGCAUGCGAAACUCUAAUAACUCCUUACGUUAUUCCGAUCCAUAAGGCUUUGGUGGCGAGACUAAGUGAAGGAAGUGGAGGUAGUGGGAAUAUUGGCGUAGUAUCCGGGGUAAUGGCAACCGUGGGGGAGCUUGCUCGAGUGGCUGGGUGCGCAAUAAGACCGCAUAUCAAGGACCUGAUGCCGUUAAUUGUGGAUGCUCUUCGUGACACUUCUGCUGCUAGUAAGCGGGAUGUUGCUGUGAGAACACUGGGUCAACUGGUCCAGAACACUGGGUACGUCGUGACACCGUAUACAGAGUUUCCACACUUGCUGGGUUUACUACUUCGAAUAUUGCUGAAUGGGGAACUCGAAUGGUCUACAAGGAAUGAAGUUUUAAAGGUACUUGGAGUCAUUGGUGCGCUAGAUCCGCACGUCAACAAACGCAACGAACUUCGGCUACAUCCAAGCGACGGCAAUCGCUCUUCUUUGUCAGAAACUGUACACGGGCAGACAAAUGACGAGUCUCUUAUGGAAGCGUGGCCUACUGGUGGAAUAUCGGCAGCUACAGAAGAUUAUUACUCAACAGUUGCAAUCAAUGCUCUCAUGCGGACUUUGCGAGAUCCCUCAUCAUCGAUAUACCAUCAAAGCGUUGUUAAAUCUCUUAUGUACAUCUGCAAGGUCAUGGGUCUUGGUUGCGUACCUUAUCUACCGCAGGUCAUGCCGGACCUUUUGUUGACCAUUAGAAACUGUGAAGAUAAUCUACGAGAAUUUAUCUUUUGUCAGCUUGCAGACCUUGUUGCAAUUGUCCGUCAGCACAUUCGGAAGUAUCUUUCAAGCAUUCUUUCUCUUGUUCUAGACAUGAUCCUUCCGACAAGCCCUCGUUCCGCUUCUCACUCACCAAUUUUGCAUCUUGUAGAAAGACUCUGUGUCGCUCUUCACGAUGAGUUUCGGAUGCACAUGCCAGAGAUUCUACCUAAAUGUAUUCAAGCUUUGAAUGAGGCUGAACGCAACGCUGACUAUGCCUACGUCGCGUCUCUUUUGCACACUUUUGAAGUAUUUGGCGCUUCUCUGGAUGAGCACAUGCACCUAGUACUACCUGCCUUAGUCCGCCUUUUUAAGCCGGAUGUUUCAAAUGCGCCGAUGGAUAUAAGACGAUCUACUAUCAAAACCUUUUCACGUCUUCUUCCUUGCAUGCAGGUCACUGCACAUGUGUCUUCUUUGCUACACCCGUUGUUGAGCGUUCUAGAUGGCACGAAGGAUGAGUUGCGUAACGAUGCUGUGGAUGCUAUAUGUGUUUUGGCUACUGUCCUUGGAGCAGAAUUCACCAUGUUUCUUCCUUCAGUGCGCAAGCUACUUCAACGUCACCACUUGCAGCAUCCGCAGUUUGAUUCCAUUGAAUCUCGUCUUAAACGGCGAGACCCGAUCUUGGUGGAUGUACGGCCUACAGCAGUUUCCGAAGCGGAUAUAGCUGCUUCAUCUCAUGGAGCUGAAUUGGAUGGCGAAAAUGCCUUAAGUACACGGGGCACGCAGGUUAACGAGGUACACUUAAGAUCUGCAUGGGAAUCCUCUCAAAGAAGCACAAAGGAAGACUGGUCAGAGUGGAUGCGACACUUCAGCUUAGAGCUGCUGAAAGAGUCUCCUUCUCCCGCUUUAAGAACCUGUGCUCCUUUAGCACAACGCCAGCCUCACGUGGCACGGGAGUUGUUUGCAGUUGCCUUUGUAAGUUGCUGGUCCCAACUUAAUGAUUCGUACAAAAAACAGCUAGUACGAAGUUUGAAUUACGCUUUGACGUCUCCCAACAUUCCAUCAGAUAUUCUUGGAACUCUUCUGAAUCUGGCGGAGUUUAUGGAACGGGAUGAGGACCCUCUGCCUGUGGAUACGAGAACGCUUGGCAGCUUAGCUGAAAAGUGUCAUUUGUUUGCAAAAGCUUUACAUUACAAAGAGAUGGAGUUUGAUAUGGUCCUUGCUCGUGAACAAAAGCACCAGCUUGUUGGAGCCGUUGAAGCUUUGAUUCAUGUCAACAACCAACUCCACCAACAUGAGGCGGCUGUUGGAAUUUUGACAUAUGCACAACGUAACCUCGGAGUUCAACUAAAGGAAUCUUGGUAUGAGAAGCUUCAACGCUGGGAAGCCGCUCUCGAUGCUUACACGGCAAAAGCCUCUCAAGCUACCAGCCCCCACGCGUCGUUGGAGCCCACUUUAGGUCGAAUGAGGUGCUUGGUGGCAUUGGCACGAUGGGAAGAGUUGAGUACACUUUGCAGGGAGACUUGGAGUGAACCUUCUGCACAGCUUCAGAUGGCACCAAUGGCUGCGAGUGCUGCAUGGAAUAUGGGUGAAUGGGAUGAAAUGGAAGAGUACGUGUCUCAGAUGGAUAAUGGAGAUGAAAUGAACGUACCUACGCGAGGCCAGGACGGCACUGGAACCGGAUUUGCAGGGGCAUUUUUCCGGGCGGUUUUAUGCAUUCGGCGUUCUAAGUACGAUGAAGCGGGCAUAUAUGCCGAACGGGCACGAAAAUGCUUAGCGACAGAGCUUGCGGCAUUGGUUCUUGAGAGUUACGACCGUGCAUACAGCAACAUGGUGCGCGUUCAACAGUUAGCAGAACUGGAAGAGGUUAUCGAAUAUUGCACACUGCAAACGGGGAACCCUGCAUCUGAGGCACGUGCUUCAUUGAUCAGGAGAAUGUGGCGGGAUCGUAUUCGGGGAGCGAAAAGAAACGUUGAGGUCUGGCAAAGGUUGUUAUCUGUUCGAACGCUUGUGCUUCCUCCUACCGAAGAUGCCGAAACAUGGCUGAAGUUCGCUUCUCUUUGCUAUAAAAGUGGCCGAGUAAGUCAGUCACACGCAACAUUGAUAAAACUUCUUCAGUACGAUCCAGAACAAAGUGAUCCUCCGCCUGGCUACGUCGUUAAUCCUCCAGUGAUGCUGGCAUAUUUAAAAUACCUUUGGUCUUUCGGCGAGGAAUCGAAAAGGCAAACCGCCUAUAGACGGCUUCAGUAUCUUGCACUAGAUUUGGCGAAUGGCCAAGCAUCCAUGUACUGUACACCUCAGGGUGCUUCUGGCAGUUCUGGAGUGUCGCCGGUUCCUCUCAUUGCACCUUCUGCCUAUAAAUCUGCAAUCGAUUAUGCGAGAGCGUGGGGGAAGGCUUGGCAUAGGUGGGCAUUGUUCAACACGGCGGCCUUGUCACAUUACUCUAUGAAAGGAGAUUCGGUAAAGGCUGCUCAUCACGUGGUAUCAGCUGUUUCUGGAUACUUCAAAUCCAUUGCAAAUGCGUCCACGAACAAGGGCGGGGAUGAUAGUUUACAGGAUAUUCUACGGCUUUUGACGCUCUGGUUUAACCAUGGUGCUUCCGAUGAAGUUUAUGCUGCGUUGCAAGACGGUUUUAAGCACGUGAUAAUCGACACAUGGCUGGUGGUCCUGCCGCAGAUUAUUGCUCGGAUACACUCGCACAUUCCCGCUGUCCGAGAGCUUAUCCAACAACUCCUUGUACGCAUUGGACAGAUUCAUCCUCAGGCUCUUAUGUACCCGCUUUUAGUUGCAUGUAAAUCCAUUAGCUCCUCACGGAAAACUGCUGCUUUGACAGUUGUUGACAGAGUUCGCCAGCAUCACGUAGCUCUUGUGGAGCAAGCACAAUUAGUCUCUCAGGAGCUUAUACGAGUGGCCAUACUCUGGCAUGAAAUGUGGUACGAAGCACUUGAAGAAGCCAGCCGUCUGUAUUUUGGGGAGCAUAAUAAGGAGGGCAUGCUAAACGUGCUGGAACCCUUGCAUCGUAAACUAGAGGAAGAAGGUGCCGUAACCCUCAAAGAGAUCGCAUUCGUACAGGCUUAUGGGCGAGAAUUGCAAGAAGCUCAUGAAUGGUGCAUGGAAUAUCGUCGUACUGGUAAUGAAGCGGAACUCACACAGGCUUGGGAUCUCUAUUAUCACGUAUUUAAACGUAUAAACAAGCAGCUUCCAAGCGUAACUACUCUGGAACUUCAAUAUGUUUCUCCUGCUCUUCUCAAUGCUCGCAAUUUGGAACUUGCUGUCCCUGGAACAUAUCGUCCUGGUCCGGAAGCGAACGUUGUGACAAUACAGAGUUUUGAUCCACAGCUCAUAGUUAUGCCAUCGAAACAGCGACCUCGGAAGUGCACCAUCAAGGGCAGCGAUGGCCAGGAUUAUACAUUCUUAUUAAAGGGCCAUGAAGACCUUAGACAAGACGAGCGCGUGAUGCAGUUAUUUGGGCUUGUAAAUACCCUUCUAACGAAUGCCCGGCACACGGCGGAGAAGGACCUUUCCAUUCAGCGAUAUGACGUGGUUCCGCUCUCUCCAAACAGCGGUCUUAUUGGAUGGGUCCCAAACUGCGACACUCUACAUCACCUUAUUCGUGAAUAUCGGGAUGCUCGGAAGGUUCCUGUCAAUGCUGAACAUCGAGCCAUGGUGUCGUUCGCUCCUGAUCUCGAUCAUCUUACUCUUAUAGCCAAAGUCGAGGUAUUCCAGCAUGCUCUGGAGGCGACCGACGGUGAUGACCUGGCAAAGGUUUUCUGGCUUAAAAGCAAAACCUCAGAAGUUUGGCUAGAACGGCGAACGAACUACACUCGUAGCUUAGCCGUCAUGAGCAUGGUCGGAUACCUUCUUGGUUUAGGCGAUCGACAUCCAAGCAAUCUAAUGCUUAAUCGCUACAGCGGGAAAAUUCUGCACAUUGACUUUGGGGAUUGCUUCGAGGCAGCGAUGACGCGGGAGAAGUUUCCUGAAAAGGUUCCAUUUCGAUUGACAAGGAUGCUAGUAAAGGCCAUGGAAGUUAGUGGCAUCGAAGGGAACUUCCGGUCGAUUUGCGAGGACGUGAUGCACGUCUUGAGAUCAAACAAAGACAGCGUAAUGGCCAUGAUGGAGGCAUUUGUUCACGAUCCUUUGAUCAACUGGAGGCUGUUUAACAUCAACGACGUACCAGCCAGCAUGGCAACCAUCCGUGCUCAAACAGCGACCCAAAACUUGGAGGCAGUAGGACUGCCUUCUCCACCUCAAAGGGGAGCUCGGGAACGCGAGAUGCUUCACGCAUUCAACGUGGUUGGACAACUCGGGGAUGCAAACGAAGUACUCAACGAACGGGCUGUGUCCGUGAUGGGGAGGAUGAGCGACAAACUCACGGGUAGAGACUUUCCUGUGGGAGAGUCGGUUCUUAGCGUCAAAGACCAAGUCCAGAAACUCAUCGACCAAGCUACUUCCAGCGAGAAUUUGUGCCAAAGCUAUGUGGGGUGGUGCCCAUUUUGGUAGUGUACAGCAACGUUGUCGAUAUUCUGUAUCAUACAGACGGCCAUCUCUUGUAAAUAUCCAUCGCGUUAGUGUGAUCACAUUACCGUCAAAAGGGUGCUAAGACAUGUCCUUUCCUGGCUUGCUUCAGGCUAA
Selaginella moellendorffii is the source of this 7361-nucleotide messenger RNA. RefSeq names its product serine/threonine-protein kinase TOR. The coding region runs from base 30 to 7229 and encodes 2399 amino acids. Gene Ontology annotation, cellular component: TORC2 complex; TORC1 complex; nucleus. The transcript has 53 exons. Gene Ontology annotation, molecular function: protein serine/threonine kinase activity; protein binding; protein-containing complex binding. The record is from RefSeq and is a predicted model, not a curated record. Gene Ontology annotation, biological process: TOR signaling; negative regulation of macroautophagy. Lineage: Eukaryota; Viridiplantae; Streptophyta; Lycopodiopsida; Selaginellales; Selaginellaceae.